UAAAAGCCUUUCCUACGAAGCUCACAGUUAGUAUCAAUCGCAACUUCGUAGAAUAAAGUAUCGAAAACGUUAUGUUUCGUAUUAGUUUUAUAUUGCUCGUAGUGGUCGGAGUGCUUCUCAGUAUAGCUGCUGCUCAGCGACAAUGUCCAGAAAAUCAAGAAUGGACGUCUUGCGGAUCAGCAUGUCCGCGAUCGUGUAAUUCAAAUCCCGAAAUAUGCACUUUGCAAUGCAUUAUAGGAUGCCAAUGCAAAUCAGGAUUCGUGCUCAAUGCUAAAGGAAAUUGUGUGUCUCCCGAACAAUGUUUACUGUCAACUGUUUGGGGCCAAAGUUCGACGCCAAAGAAAAAGUGCGGAAAAAAUGAAGAAUGGACUGAAUGUGGUUCGGUGUGUCCCCCAAAAUGUUUCCCUCCAAAAAAACCGCAAGCUUGUCCUGCUAUGUGCUUUAAAGGUUGUCAAUGUAAAUCUGGGUUUUUAAGAAAUAGCCAUAAUAAAUGUGUCCAUCCAUGCGAAUGCGACUGCAAACCUCAUUGCAUUUCUAAGAACUGAACAGAGACUCAUACGUCAAUACAAUGCUGUUUAAAUAACAAACACUCAAUUUCACGAAACGAGUAAUAUAUUAGCUAAUAUUGACUGUGAAGAGAGAUAUCGCAUAUAGAUACAUUGCGUGUUAGUCAUAUUGACAUAUUCUAACUUAAGAAAAAGAAAGGUA
Messenger RNA from Camponotus floridanus (Florida carpenter ant), 708 nucleotides. Its product is annotated as alpha-tectorin. The record is from RefSeq and is a predicted model, not a curated record. The transcript is spliced from 7 exons. Lineage: Eukaryota; Metazoa; Arthropoda; Insecta; Hymenoptera; Formicidae. The coding region runs from base 72 to 545 and encodes 157 amino acids.